AUGGCCAAGGAUACAGAGGAGGGUCUUAGCUGUAUCCGAGCCAAGAUCUCCGUUGACGCCGAAACAAGACUUCGAGACCGAUGCAACCUCACCCUCACCACCGAACUGGCGACAAGUGGAAGACUUGUAACACGCAGUAUGAGUGGAUGCUCAAGACUGCCCAUGUGGGCUUUUGCUCGUACACAGUAUCAAACGUUAGUCACUCUCAACAGUCUCGUUUCUGUCAAAGGAAUUCAUGAUGGACUGUGUCGAAAUUAG
This is a messenger RNA of Yarrowia lipolytica CLIB122, 258 nucleotides long. Lineage: Eukaryota; Fungi; Ascomycota; Dipodascomycetes; Dipodascales. The record is from RefSeq and is a predicted model, not a curated record.